AAAUGAAAGCAGAAACGACACUAGUAGCAUUUUUUGUCUUCGUGGGCAUCGUGAGCGCCCAAUUUCCGAGUGGUCGCGUUCUUGAACCACCUGUACCGUCCCUUUGUGCGCAAAGAGUCAUCCACGAACGUACACCCGAUGGUAAAGGAUACAUGUUCAGCUGGAGGGAACCAACUUUGAAGGGUGUUGAGGAGAACUGGUUGGGUGGUAGAAAUUAUUGCAGACAGAGGUGUAUGGAUCUGGUUUCGUUAGAGACGAGCGCCGAAAACGAAUGGAUCAAGCAGAGGCUUGUGCAGGAUAAGGUCAAAUACAUCUGGACUUCUGGUCGUCUGUGCGACUUCAAGGGCUGCGAUCGCGCCGAUCUACAACCUCUGUCCGUGAACGGAUGGUUCUGGACCGCGGUUCUGCAGAAAUUAGCACCUACAACCGCUCGUAAUCAAAAUGAUUGGUCUGAGAACGGUGGUAUCGGUAAAUCGCAACCUGAUAACAGGGAAGCGCAACAAGGUGGCGCUACCGAGAAUUGUCUGGCCGUCCUCAACCAGUUCUACAACGAUGGAGUCAACUGGCACGAUGUAGCCUGCCAUCAUCGCAAGCCCUUCGUCUGUGAAGAAAACGAGGAUCUCAUCAAGUACGUGCGUUACACCAAUCCAGAAUUGAGAGUGUGAACAAAAGGAAAAGAAAAAGUGCAACGUCCAUGACGCUCUGAAAAUCAUCUUCUUAGAACCUUCAUCUAUCUCUUUUUUUUUUAUUCCUAA
Messenger RNA from Nicrophorus vespilloides, 755 nucleotides. RefSeq lists its product as uncharacterized. NCBI's taxonomy places the organism in Eukaryota, Metazoa, Arthropoda, Insecta, Coleoptera, Silphidae. The transcript is spliced from 3 exons. Bases 3 to 665 code for a protein of 220 amino acids. The record is from RefSeq and is a predicted model, not a curated record.